AUGAGCACCUGUUCAGCCGAGUCUAAGUCAGUGUCAUCGCCAUCCACAGUUUUUGCUUGUAAUAGGACAACAACAACAAUCUGCAACAACAAGCAAUGGUUCCACAGUACACCGACUGUUUCCUUGGCCGAACGAAAACGACGCCGUCGCCGGGGUGGAGGUCCUACCGAAGAGAGCAGCAGCGAUGAGAAGAAAUAUGAAGAUCAUUCACCCGUAACGGACCCAUUGGAGUUUGAAAAAGCUGGAUUGGCCAUUUUGGAAAAGUUGCACACGGCCAUCAAGCCCAUGCAAGCCAUUAACGACCCCUUUGAUGUGGUACGAACGAUCGACAGCUUGACCAUUCAAGUGGAUCCUUCCUAUGGCAGAUACGAAAUUGAAGUCGAUUACGACGAACAUAUUUUGAUCCUAAGAAGUCCCAUCAGUGGAGCCCACAGCUACUUUUUCUUCAACAAGACACAAGAAUGGGUGGAUACUGUGGACUAUCAUUCCUUGGAAGGAAUAUUUGUUCGUGACUUGAUUCGACAUUGCAAGGGUGUCCCCAAGCUAUGA
Molecule: messenger RNA, 549 nt
Organism: Seminavis robusta
Lineage: Eukaryota; Bacillariophyta; Bacillariophyceae; Naviculales; Naviculaceae
Source: the annotation of a GenBank genome assembly